Molecule: messenger RNA, 2412 nt
Organism: Sinocyclocheilus rhinocerous
Lineage: Eukaryota; Metazoa; Chordata; Actinopteri; Cypriniformes; Cyprinidae
Gene: prkcg
Product: protein kinase C, gamma
Exons: 12
Coding region: 3-1625 (540 amino acids)
Biological process (GO): protein phosphorylation
Molecular function (GO): ATP binding; zinc ion binding; diacylglycerol-dependent serine/threonine kinase activity
Source: RefSeq, a predicted model, not a curated record
ACAUGAAUGUACACAAGCGCUGUGAGAACAGCGUCCCCAGCCUGUGCGGACAGGACCACACUGAGAAAAGAGGACGGAUUCGCCUGACCGUGCGUGGAGAGAAAGAGGACAUAUAUGUCACAGUGCAUGAAGCCCAUAACCUGAUACCCAUGGAUCCUAACGGCCUGUCGGACCCUUAUGUGAAGCUCAAACUCAUUCCUGAUCCAAAAAGCCAGAGCAAACAGAAAACCAAAACCAUCCGUUCUACACUCAACCCUAUCUGGAACGAGAGCUUCACCUUUUCAGUGCGCGGGAGGCAGUGGGACAGGCGUUUGUCUGUAGAGGUUUGGGACUGGGAUCGGACCUCACGGAAUGACUUCAUGGGCGCUCUGUCAUUCGGCGUUAGUGAGAUAUUCAGACGUUCAGUCAGUGGCUGGUUCAAACUACUCAACCAGGAUGAGGGAGAGUAUUAUAACAUCCCUGUACCUGACCCAGACCUGCAGGUACCAGAUGCUGCUCUCACGCCCUCUGUUCCUCCUGCUUCUGUUACUGUGACGACGCCUGUUCCUCCUGUGACCCCUCCUGCUCUGAGUCCGACUUCCACUGCACUGCACACGGGCAAAGGCCAAGUCAGGCUGCACGAUUUCAACUUCCUCAUGGUUCUGGGCAAAGGGAGCUUUGGCAAGGUCCUGCUGGCAGAGGAGAGGGGCAGCGAGCGCUUGUUUGCAGUGAAGGUGUUGAAGAAGGACGUGCUGUUUCAGGAUGAGGACACAGAGAGCGCUAUGGUGGAGAGAAGAGUGCUGGGCCUCGUGGGGCGACCUCCCUUCCUGACCUCCCUCUACUGCGCCUUUCAAACCGAGGAUCGUCUGUAUUACGUCAUGGAGUACGUGAACGGUGGUGAUCUUAUGUUUCACAUCCAAAUCGUCGGCAAGUUUAAAGAACCGCAUGCAGCGUUCUAUGCUGCUGAGAUCGCGGUGGGUCUGUUCUUCCUGCACAACAAAGGCAUCAUAUACAGAGAUCUAAAGCUGGACAAUGUCCUGCUGGACAGUGAAGGACACAUAAAGAUAGCAGACUUUGGGAUGUGUAGGGAAGGCAUGAUGGAAGGGGACACCACUCGCACCUUCUGUGGCACACCUGAUUACAUCGCACCUGAGAUUGUGGCGUAUCAGCCGUAUGGUAAAGCAGUGGACUGGUGGUCGUAUGGAGUCCUGCUCUAUGAGAUGCUAGCUGGGCAGCCUCCUUUUGAUGGUAUAGAUGAGGAGGAGCUGUUUCAGUCCAUCAUGGAACAGAGCGUUUCAUAUCCGAAGAGUCUCUCUCGGGAGGCUGUGGCCAUCUGCAAAGGGCUCCUCACCAAGAACCCUGCUAAGCGUUUGGGUGGAGGAGAGGAUGCAGAGAGAGAGCUGCGGGAGCAUCCAUUUUUCCGCUGGAUAGACUGGGACCGGCUGGAGAGACUGGAGACACAGCCUCCCUUCAAACCCAGAAGUGGAGGCAGAAAAGGAGAGAACUUUGAUAAUUUUUUCACAUCCGCCCCCUCCGCCCUCACGCCUUCUGACCCGGAUGUUCUCGCCGCUAUAAGUCAAGAGGAAUUCCAAGACUUCACCUACAUAAACCCGGAAUUUCCUCCCUCACCCCUAACAGCUGUCUGAGAAAACCUCAGUCAAUCCACACCAACCAUGUUUUGACUUUUUCUGCUCCUGUACAUGAUUUAAACUAUGGUGACCAAAAGAAAAGAAUGUGUAAUUUGGCUUCAGCUUGCUUACAAUAGGAGUCUGUCUCAAUUAGACCAGCAGUCACCUUCUGCAACAACACCACACUGAUUUUAAUCAUCUUAACGGUAAAGCAAACUAAGCAUUAAUAAUAUUUAGCCGGUCCACUCUGAGAGUAUCAGCCUGAAUUAUUUAAGGGUGAUGCAUUCAUGCCAUUAUCUCAUUGGACAAUAGGAUCUUAUUGGAUAUCCCUUUGGAUGCUAGUAGUUGCCAUGACCUAAUUAUAACUGAGUGCACUAUAGAAACCAGCAUGAACAUGAUUCCCCCCAUGUUUUAAAGUUCACUUCAAGCUGAUUAUUUAAUCUCAGAUCAAACUAAUGCGUUUCUGCUUGUCUUUGUGUAAGAUCCUGUUUGCCCUGGUUUGGUUUAGGUAACUAAAUAAGUGCAGACAGGUAAUACAGGCAGACAGCAAAUACUAGUAAUCAUCUAACAACUGGUAUAGAAACUCCGUAUAAUGAUUUAGGAGUCACACACAUGACAGCUAAAUGCAAAAAAAAAAAAAAAAAAAAGAAAGAUUAAUGCUUCAGCAUAUAAACUACUUGUUUGUGACAUGAAUGUUAAGAGCUGAAAUUCUAUAUCUCUAUAGAUGCAUCAGAAUUCAAUCCAAAUAUUACUCUACAUACAGACUAUAAAGUUUGCAUCAUCUUAGCAUUUUACAAAAAUAAGU